CAUCAUGCAGCGGGCCGUUGUCCAAGAUGGCGCUGCUGUGGGCGUCGUUACGGUGCGGUGUGUCCCUCCACAGGCGCCGGCUCGCUUUCCUCCUGCAGCCCGCCAGCUCGGCACACGUACUCUGGAGCUCCAGGCAUCGGACUCGGCGACGGCGCGAGACUGCACAAUGGUGGCAUUUUGUAGAUAAACGGACGGACUGGCAUGGGCAUGCUGGUGGAGGCCUUCAUUCUGACCCCAAAACUUUCAAAGAUAUUGAUGCAAGGAAAAUCCUCAAAGCAAUGCUGACAUAUGUUUGGCCAAAAGAUAGACCUGAUCUCCGUGGAAGGGUGGCGCUGUCUCUCGGUCUUUUAGGUGGAGCAAAGCUCACAAAUGUAAUGGUUCCUUUCAUGUUUAAAUAUGCAGUAGAUGAACUCAACCAAAUGUCAGGUAGUGUUUUGAACCUCAAUGAUGCAACCAGUACAGUCAUCACCAUGGCAACAACUGUUCUUAUUGGCUAUGGUGUUUCCAGGGUUUGCGCAGCUGCCUUCAAUGAGCUGAGGAAUGCUGUCUUUGGCAAAGUAGCUCAAAGUUCCAUCAGGCGAAUAGCUAAAAAUGUUUUCCUCCACCUGCACAACUUAGAUUUGGGCUUUCACCUCAGCAGACAGACAGGUGCACUCUCAAAAGCCAUAGACAGAGGAACAAGAGGAAUCAGUUUUGUGCUCAGCGCCUUAGUGUUUAACCUCGGUCCCACUACAUUUGAAGUACUGCUUGUUAGCAGCAUUUUGUACUUUAAAUGCGGUGGGUCAUUUGCUUUAAUAACCCUGGGGACUUUGGGUGCAUAUUCGGCUUUCACCGUUGGUAUUACACAGUGGAGAACUCGGUUCCGAAUCACAAUGAAUAAGGCUGACAAUGAUGCUGGCAAUGCCGCAAUAGACUCUCUCCUGAAUUAUGAAACUGUGAAGUAUUUCAAUAAUGAGAAGUAUGAGGCUGAGAGGUAUGAUGGAUUCUUGAAAUCUUAUGAAGAUGCGUCUCUGAAGACUACCUCAAGUCUUGCAGUACUGAACUUUGGUCAAAAUCUUAUCUUCAGCCUUGGUUUGACUGGUAUCAUGUUACUUGCAAGUCAAAGAAUCUUGGCAGGUACACUGACAGUGGGAGAUCUGGUGAUGGUAAAUGGACUACUUUUCCAGUUGUCUCUUCCCUUAAACUUUCUGGGGACUGUGUAUAGAGAGACACGGCAGGCACUAAUAGACAUGAACACAUUGUUUACUUUGCUAAGCAUUGACACAAAGAUUAAGGAGGCACAAACAGCUCCAGUACUUCAAGUUUCUCCUGAAAAUUCUAUCAUCACUUUUGAUGAUGUUUACUUUGAAUAUCUGGAUGGCCAAAAGGUCCUUAAUGGAGUAUCAUUUGAAGUUCCUGCUGGGAAAAAGGUGGCAAUUGUAGGUGGUAGUGGUUCAGGAAAAAGUACAAUAGUGAGGUUGCUGUUCCGCUUCUAUGAACCUCAGAAAGGGAACAUAUAUGUGGCUGGCCAGAAUAUUAAAGAUGUCAGUUUGGAAAGCUUACGGAAGGCCAUUGGCAUUGUACCACAGGAUGCUGUUCUGUUCCACAAUACAAUUUUCUAUAACCUUCAAUAUGGGAACAUCAAUGCAAAGGCAGAAGAAGUAUACCACGUUGCUAAGAUUGCUGGCCUUCACGACUCCAUUCUCAAAAUGCCACAUGGUUACAACACUCAAGUUGGUGAACGUGGACUAAAGCUUUCUGGUGGAGAAAAACAAAGAGUUGCAAUUGCUAGGACAAUACUGAAAAACCCUCACAUUAUAUUGUAUGAUGAAGCUACGUCGUCGUUAGAUGCCAUAACUGAAGAGAAUAUUCUCAAUGCAGUGAGGGACCUGAUUCAACAUCGUACAUCCGUGUUUAUUGCUCAUAGGCUUACUACAAUUGUUGAUGCAGAUGAAAUUCUGGUUCUGGAUAAGGGUAAAAUUGCAGAGCGAGGAACCCAUUUGUCUCUCUUGAACAAUGCCAACAGUCUUUACUCUGAGCUGUGGCACACACAAAAUAACAGAGUGUUCAACAAAAAUUCCAGUAGUAAAGAAGUAAAGAGAGAUGUGCCUUCCAAGGAAGAGGAAAGAAGAAAAUUAUCAGAAGAGAUUCUGAACAGUGUCAAAGGUUGUGGAAACUGCUCUUGUUAAAAAUAUUUUAAUCUAGUAUUAGGCAUUUUGCACUGGCAGAGUUGUUGGAUACCAAUGUAUAAAUAGACCAUUUUGAACAGUAAAAUGGGAGAAACCCCUUUUUAGUAAAGAUUUUUUUAUUUUCGUAAACAAAAUGGUCAAAAUAUUUUUGGUUGGUAACCCUGAUGCUGAGGGUCCUUUCAUGGAACAGCAAAUUGAAAAUUGGUAUCAAAAAUCUAUCAAAUAAAUAUUCCAUUGCAACAUCCAUGCAUUUCUUAUGUAUAAUUUUUAAGGAAUUGUACAUAAUGGGGGAUUUUAGUGCAUUACAGGUGUCUUUACUGAAUUUCUGUAAUGUAGUGGUGAACCAAUACUGUAUCAGUAUUGGCAUGGGCCACAUUUUAGGAAUAGUCAUGGGAAGCUAAACUAGUGUUUGUUUUUGCUCACAACUAUGUUGGUAGUAACAUUAUAAUCCUUGAGGAAUAAAUUGUGUAAAUAUUUAGAGUUGGAUUCUGGUUUCAACAUAUUACCUAUUGUAAACGUUUCCAAUUGGGCAGUCUACUAGAAUACAUAAUGAAAUAAGCUUGGGAAUAAGACACAGCUGAAUUCUUUUUUUUUGUCUUCUGAAACAGCAUUUACUAAUAAUGCACAUUUUGAACUUUGUUUACAGUCCUUUUAUAAUACAUCCAGAAUUAUUUAAAUAGCCCAUUGAUAAUUUAAUAGUCAUUAAUUUGAGAUAAGAUGCCAAUAUUUUCAGGGAAAGUUUACCAUUAUAAAGGCUGUGAAGGAAUUUGCCUCGGGUUAUCUCUUGAGCUGCUUAGCCUCUGUGUAUAUGCUGUUGAUUUAAAUAUCCCACAAUUCUGUAUAAAUUCCUUUUCAGUCAUCCACGUCUGCGUUUUGUUCUUCAUACUAAAUACCUAUCUCAAUUAGUUGAGAAUGAAGGUGGUACUGUGUGACAAGUUACAUAGUCAUAGGAUGCGAAUGCUGUCCUGCCACCAUUUGUACCUUCGAUAGUUUUUUUUGUUUGGUUUGUCUUUGUUAC
Molecule: messenger RNA, 3186 nt
Organism: Mobula hypostoma (lesser devil ray)
Lineage: Eukaryota; Metazoa; Chordata; Chondrichthyes; Myliobatiformes; Myliobatidae
Gene: abcb7
Product: ATP-binding cassette, sub-family B (MDR/TAP), member 7
Exons: 15
Coding region: 27-2168 (713 amino acids)
Biological process (GO): intracellular iron ion homeostasis; transmembrane transport
Cellular component (GO): mitochondrial inner membrane
Molecular function (GO): ATP hydrolysis activity; ABC-type transporter activity; ATP binding
Source: RefSeq, a predicted model, not a curated record